UUCCGGGAGUGGGGCGGUCAGCCGGUGCCUGGCGGAUGGAGGGGCCGAGCGGUUCUUUGGUGACGCUGGAAGCGGACCGGGCAGAGGGCGAGCCGGAAGCGAAGAAGCGGCGGCUUCUCUGUGUGGAGUUUGCUUCGGUCGCGAAUUGCGACUCUGCCGUGGCUCAGUGCUACCUGGCCGAGAACGACUGGGAGAUGGAAAGAGCGCUGAACUCGUACUUCGAGCCGCCCGUGGAGGACGGCGCCUUGGAAGAUCGCCCUGAGACCCCGGAGGCGCACGAGUCCUGUGUUGAUCUGACGAAUGAAGAAACAACGGAUUCCAUCAGUUGUAAAACAAGCACAUCUGAAGGUGCUCAGCAGGAAGAUGGCAGCUCGUUCUCUUUCAUUACCUGGAAUAUUGAUGGGCUGGAUCUAAACAAUCUGCCAGAGAGGGCUCGAGGGGUGUGUUCCUAUUUGACUUUGUACAGCCCAGAUGUGAUAUUUCUCCAGGAAGUCAUUCCCCCCUAUUGUAGCUACCUAAAGAAGAGAGCAAAUAGUUAUGAGAUUAUUACAGGUCAUGAAGAAGGAUAUUUCACAGCUAUAAUGUUGAAGAAAUCAAGAGUGAAAUUUAAAAGCCAAGAGAUUAUCCCUUUUCCAAAUACAAAAAUGAUGAGAAACCUUUUGUGUGUGUAUGCAAGUGCAUCGGGAAACGAACUUUGCCUUAUGACUUCUCACUUGGAGAGCACCAGAGGGCAUGCUAAGGAACGAAUGGACCAGUUAAAAAUGGUUUUAAAGAAAAUGCAAGAGGUUCCAGAGUCAGCUACGGUUAUAUUUGCAGGAGAUACAAAUUUAAGGGAUCAUGAGGUUACCAAAUGUGGUGGUUUACCCAGCAACAUUUUGGAUGUCUGGGAGUUUUUGGGCAAACCUAAGCAUUGCCAGUAUACAUGGGACACACAGAUGAACUCUAAUCUAGGAAUAUCUGCAACUUGUAAGCUUCGUUUUGAUCGAAUAUUUUUCAGAACUGCAGCAGAAAGUGGUCAUAUUGUUCCCCAAAGUUUGGACCUCCUUGGGUUGGAAAAAUUGGACUGUGGUAGAUUUCCUAGUGAUCACUGGGGUCUUCUGUGCAACUUAGAGGUGAUAUUGUGAAAUGCUUUUCAAGUGAGCAUUUUCCAUCUUCUGAGUAAUUUCAUUCUGGAUUUUUGCAAAUGUCAUUUCUACCUGUCUGGAAAGGCAGGCUUACUAUGGAGGAACUAAUAUGCUAGGUCACUGUAACAGAAGAAAACACUAUUGUCAUUUUACUUUGUGGACUGUGUCCUCAUCGAUGUUUCAAUUACAGCACACCUGGUUUUCAGAAUAUGAGACUUCUUCAUAAAAGGCCCCCAGGACCACUGGAGACUCUGGCAGUGCUCAGAGCUGCCUGCUGGCCUUCCGGCGGGGCCACACGGUCUCUGGGCUCGCCUUUGUGUUUCGUUGAUUUUUAAAAUCAGGUACCAAAUAGUUUAUAUUUUAAAUAAAUCUUUAAAAACAAGAG
Molecule: messenger RNA, 1509 nt
Organism: Suricata suricatta (meerkat)
Lineage: Eukaryota; Metazoa; Chordata; Mammalia; Carnivora; Herpestidae
Gene: TDP2
Product: tyrosyl-DNA phosphodiesterase 2
Exons: 7
Coding region: 36-1124 (362 amino acids)
Biological process (GO): double-strand break repair
Cellular component (GO): PML body; cytoplasm
Molecular function (GO): single-stranded DNA binding; protein binding; 5'-tyrosyl-DNA phosphodiesterase activity
Source: RefSeq, a predicted model, not a curated record